UUUUCUCAAUAAAUAAUCUUGAUAUAAAUAAUCUCAAUAAAUCUUUAUGAAAAAAAUCAUAUUUAGUGAUGCUGAAGGGAAAUGAACUAACCACGUGACCGUUUAUCGUUCAUCCUAAUUGUUGAUUCAGCCUUCAAACCGCGAUAUAAUUAUAAAGUUCUUUCUUCACGAUCGUAAACAAGUAAGUGCGAAGUUAAGUGAAUAUAUGAGGGACUACAAAAUUUUUUAAACCGACAGCGGCGUUAUGUGAAACUAUACAUAUGGCAUUAUUCGAAUUCUUCGUACUUGAAGAUCGAAAGAAUUUGACACUUUUGAAUCUCGGAUGGUACAGAUGAGUAUAUCAAAGAGGUACUCGAUGCUGCUGCUGGCAUUAGGGUUGAUUUUCACGCAAUCGUCUGUCGGAGCUUUACCACGAGAAGGUACAUAUUUUGCACGAUCGAAUGUUUCGUCCGAACUCACCGGGACGUCUUCCAGUCACAGUAUUUCGGUCAUCAGGAUCUUGUCCGAUGGACGAUUGGAACGGUUCAUCCGGUGGCCCGGAGCUUGCGUCAAGGAAAUCAUUAUCAAUUGGGGAAAUACAAAUGUGACACUGCGACAAGUCUGGCUUCGUAAGUCAAAUAGAAAGCUGCAAUUGAUAUAUGCCGGUGAAACAUUGACUGACUGCAUUGACGAGAAGCUCGCGUGGUGGGACGACAGCGAGUGUUUACCCAGCUCUCGCGGUGUCUAUCGCUAUCACGAUGACGGUGACGAGGUGUCGAUCGAGGUGUUCCAACUGGACGGUAAGGACAUUUCGAGGAUACCCCGUGACCUCUCUUGGCUGCUGUCGACAUCGGAGCUUCGUCACCGAUGUGAUCGCAUGAGAAUGCGAAUACGAAGCCAAGCCGUGGCCCAAUAUCGACAUAGGAAAUACGCAAAAUCGACGAACGCGACAGCAAAUAAUGGAAAGCAAAGUCGAAGUCGGAAUCGGAUUCGAAGAGAAUUAUUCAUGAUACCAGGAACGCAGUGGUGCGGUCGCGGUGACCGUGCUACCAAGUAUACCAAUUUGGGCGGCUUCGGUAUGGCUGAUGCCUGUUGCCGAAAACACGAUACAUCUUGUCCUUUUCACAUACCGGCCUUCGAGACGCGUUAUGGCGUUUUUAAUUGGAGAAUUUCGAGUAUGAUGCAUUGCGCUUGUGACGAGCGAUUUCGCACAUGUUUGAAAAUGGCUGGGACUGCAUCGGCGGAUUUUAUAGGCAAAAUCUUCUUCGACGUACUCCAAUCAAAGUGCUUUAUUCUAAAAUUGCAGAAGGUAUGCGUGAAACGGUCCUGGUGGGGUAAAUGUCAACAUCAUGAAUAUCGAAAGCAGGCCUACGUACGAGAUAAUGUUCCUUACUAAGGGUGUACAGCGUAAGAGAUCGUUAUAAAGAAAUAAUGAAGUAUUCUUCUUCCGAGAUGUCAAUAGCAAUUCUCAGGGAUGUAAUAUUUUGUCGAAUACUUAUAAUAUGUCAAGAAAAACACAAAGAAGUCGAUUAGAUAAAUCACGAAAUUAUAUCACCAAAGAUUGACAAUACAUACAUCAUAAUUCGUAA
Molecule: messenger RNA, 1568 nt
Organism: Acromyrmex echinatior (Panamanian leafcutter ant)
Lineage: Eukaryota; Metazoa; Arthropoda; Insecta; Hymenoptera; Formicidae
Product: Group 3 secretory phospholipase A2
Biological process (GO): arachidonate secretion; phospholipid metabolic process
Molecular function (GO): A2-type glycerophospholipase activity
Source: RefSeq, a predicted model, not a curated record